GUACCGGCGAGUCGGGCAAGUCCACCUUCAUUAAGCAGAUGAGGAUUAUCCACGGUUCCGGCUACUCGGACGAGGACAAGAGAGGGUUUAUCAAACUUGUGUACCAAAACAUUUUCAUGGCGAUGCAGUCCAUGAUCCGGGCGAUGGAUCUCCUGAAGAUCCAGUACGGCGAUUCCUCGAAUAUAGAAAAAGCGGAACUGGUGCGGAGCGUCGACUUCGAAACAGUUACGACGUUCGAGAGCCCGUACGUGGAGGCGAUCAAGGACCUGUGGGCGGACGCGGGUAUACAGGAGUGCUACGAUCGUAGACGAGAAUACCAGCUCACGGAUUCCGCCAAGUAUUACCUAAUGGAGAUAGAUCGAGUCGCGGCAUCAAACUACCUCCCCACAGAACAGGACAUUCUUCGUGUGAGAGUGCCCACCACCGGUAUAAUUGAAUAUCCCUUUGACUUGGAAGAGAUCCGAUUUAGGAUGGUAGACGUCGGUGGACAGAGGUCGGAAAGAAGAAAGUGGAUUCAUUGUUUCGAAAACGUUACUUCAAUUAUAUUUUUAGUAGCUCUAAGUGAAUAUGAUCAAAUUCUAUUUGAAUCGGAGAACGAGAAUCGAAUGGAAGAAAGUAAAGCACUGUUCAAAACGAUUAUAACAUAUCCCUGGUUUCAACACUCCUCUGUUAUCCUGUUUCUCAACAAGAAAGAUCUGCUAGAAGAAAAGAUUAUGUACUCUCAUCUUGUCGACUACUUUCCGGAAUAUGAUGGCCCGAAACAACAAGAUGUGCCGGCCAGGGAGUUCAUCUUAAAGGUGUAUCUCAAUUGUAAUCCCGAUCCUGAUCGAAUGUGCUACUCUCACUUUACGUGUGCGACAGGUCUGUUCGAAUACUUGAGUGUCCCGAGCAGAAAAUGUAGAUUCUCUAGUUAUUUGUCGAACAGUUUAGUAAUGCUAUUUCGUGCGGCUCUCGUGCUCUUUAUUGUAACUUUGCCACUCCGAUAUUUCUCAAUUCACGUGGUUAUUUAUUAUUAGUAAUAAUCUAUUUGCAAGGCUAUUUUAAUGCCAAACCUAUAUAUAUUUCUGCGCAUAAUCAGUAGCACGUAAUCUUGAUAAAUUAAAAUUAACUUGUAUGUAGAUUCAAGCUAGUUAAUCUGAUAGUAAUAAUCAGAACCUUCGUCGCAUCCUGUAUUGUAAUUUACAACUUUGUAAAAUAUUAUGUAAUUAUUGAACGUCCAACAAAAGUUACAUCAACAAUUGAAAUUCUAAGUAUCCAGCGAAAGUUAUAUUAAAUUGAAAUUCUUAGUUCGCGACGACAGAUUUUCAGACUUUAUUACGAACUACAACGUGUAAGUAACUGGUUCGAAUUUGCAAAAUUAUACUCGGUGUUCUUACAUAAGCUUUCUAGCUUAUUAAUGAGGCUUUCGAAAGGCUUCUUUGAUGUUCACUACGACUAAUUUAAUAAGCUGUCCUUGGAGAGAGCGUAUAUUGGAUUUGAGUGGAGUACAACAUUAUUCCAUUAAAAUAGAUCGAUAUCCGUCUGCAUUUCGCAUUAUGCUGUGCACAUGAGCAAAACUGAUGUCGCGCGGCGACAUUUUUCAGAUGCAGAUUUAUUCCGGUCUUGUAAAACACUUAGAAAUCCUGUAACACGAAAGAGUUUUCUCUCUUGGCCAAAUUCCAACUUAUCUUUUGUUGUAUUUACACCUAGUAAAAAACCUCAAUAAUACGUAUCAAUUAAUCGUCUCGUUAUUGAGCGACCGCUAAAAAAUAUUGACUAUGCAUUAUGUACUCGCUUCGUAGAUGAACGGAAGUAAUGCCAUGCCCCUUCCUUGCUUGUAUA
Messenger RNA from Temnothorax curvispinosus, 1821 nucleotides. It is a transcript of the gene Galphaq, whose product is annotated as guanine nucleotide-binding protein G(q) subunit alpha. Gene Ontology annotation, cellular component: heterotrimeric G-protein complex. The record is from RefSeq and is a predicted model, not a curated record. The coding region runs from base 39 to 1016 and encodes 325 amino acids. Gene Ontology annotation, biological process: phospholipase C-activating dopamine receptor signaling pathway; adenylate cyclase-modulating G protein-coupled receptor signaling pathway. The transcript is spliced from 6 exons. Gene Ontology annotation, molecular function: guanyl nucleotide binding; G protein-coupled receptor binding; GTPase activity. NCBI's taxonomy places the organism in Eukaryota, Metazoa, Arthropoda, Insecta, Hymenoptera, Formicidae.